CCAUCCACUAGGUAAUUGGUUUGGAGCUUGGGCGGUUGGGACAGGCGGUGCCAUCGUCACUCCCUGACAUCGUCUCAUUCGAAGUGAGACAGCUGAGACACGCUACCAACUGAUGCAAAAUGAAAAGAAUUCUGGUAGACUUCCCGGACGCCGAAGCUGGUUAUUAACGCCGUUUCAAAAAAGCAUGGUAGCGUCCAUGGUAGCGUAAAGGAAGGUCCAACUCCAUGGUUGCGUGAAGGUAGGAAUCCGAAUCUGUUAUAUACGGGCUGCCAAAACCUCGCGCUACCGUCCCCAGCCAGCAGGAAGAAGUUAGAGUUCCACUCCAUGGUCACUGAGAGACCAUCUUCUACGACCGGUUAAACCUGGGGAAGCCUGGAGACUUCCUGGAAGGAAUCCUGGAUUGCAUCAAUGAGCUCACCGAUAUCCUAAAGUUCAAGAUGAGCGAGAGCACGUAUCGUGUCGAGACCACAGCACGCCUCGCACAGUGGAAGAUCGACAACCUAGCGGGUUCCCCUUACAGGAAAUCGGAUCCCUUCAGGAUUGGUAGGUGGAACUGGUUCAUAUCGAUAGAGAGGAGCAGGGCGUUACAUAUACGGCUAUUUCCGGAUAUUGGGAAGCUGUCCAGAGAACCGGCACCAAUCGCAUCGUUUGUAAUUCGGCUCCUGUGUUCUAACGGCAAUCGUAGGACUCUUGUUUAUCCCGAAAUCAGUGACAAGUUGCUACAGAGCAGUGAAGAUUUCGUGUGGCCGCUAGAUAUCUCGUUUGCUGGGAAAUUCAUAAUUGACGUAGAGUUUCUGGAUUUGAAGAUUAUACCUCCUGAAGGUGGUGACCCAUGCUCAAUCUGGUCUUUCAAAGAAACAGCACAAAACAGAUCAACAACAGCUGCCUUGUCCAGCCUAGGACGAAUGUUGUCUGAACAGAUACACACUGAUGUCACCAUUGAUGCUUCUAAUGGAAGUAUUGGAGCUCAUCGAGCCAUUUUAGCCAGCAGAUCACCAGUUUUCCACAGCAUGUUUGCUUACAACCUUAAAGAAAAAGAGCUGUCGACCAUUAAGAUCAGUGACAUGACUAUUGAUGUUUGUGAAGCCUUUCUGGGUUACCUAUAUGGAGCUGCUCAAAUUGAAGAUUUUAUGGCACAUAGAUCUGCUUUGCUCCGUGUUGCGGAUAAGUAUGAUGUCUCUGAUCUGAAAGAACUGUGUGAGGAGAGCCUUCUUGAAGAUAUUGACACUAAAAAUGUACUUGACAGGCUUCAAGAUGCCUAUAUGUAUCAAUUGCCAAGGCUUAAAAGAAGCUGCAUUGCUUACCUGGUUAACUUUGGCAAAAUAUUGGAUAUCCGUGAUGAUCUCAAUGUUUUCCUGCAAAGUGCUGACAGGGAGCUGAUCGGUGAGAUAUUCCAGGAAGUUCUGGACACAUGGAAAGGCUUCUAAGUCGGAACAAGUAUGAAGAUUGUUCUUGUAAUGGUGUUCAUCGUGUGCUCUUAAUUUUUGCACUAUGUACAGGCUUUGUUAAAGCUGAUGGGACCAACGUCUGCACUUCUGCAGUGUGCUGCUGUUCUGUUCUCGUGUAUAUCAUCCAUUCAAUUGGAUUUGCGAUGGUUCAAGCUGCACGGAAGCUUUAGUAUGAAAAACAUACAAGUAUUACAUGAAAUCAAUAUACAUACAUCUGUUUUGUGUUUA
Messenger RNA from Nymphaea colorata (pocket water lily), 1676 nucleotides. Its product is annotated as BTB/POZ domain-containing protein At1g55760. Gene Ontology annotation, molecular function: protein binding. The coding region runs from base 438 to 1427 and encodes 329 amino acids. The transcript is spliced from 5 exons. NCBI's taxonomy places the organism in Eukaryota, Viridiplantae, Streptophyta, Magnoliopsida, Nymphaeales, Nymphaeaceae. The record is from RefSeq and is a predicted model, not a curated record.